AUUGUCCCUGGUACAGACGCCCCCCCCUCCCAGCCUGUCCUCGAUGCCGUCAGCCCUGGCCAUCUUCACUUGCCGCCCGAACUCGCACCCGUUUCAGGAGCGUCAUGUCUACCUGGACGAGCCCAUCAAGAUCGGCCGCUCGGUGGCACGCUGUCGACCAGCGCAGAACAACGCCACCUUCGACUGCAAAGUGCUGUCAAGGAACCAUGCCCUCGUCUGGUUUGACCACAAGACGAGCAAGUUUUAUCUCCAAGACACUAAAAGUAGUAAUGGUACCUUUAUAAAUAGCCAGAGAUUGAGUCGAGGCUCUGAAGAAAGUCCACCAUGUGAAAUUCUUUCUGGUGACAUUAUCCAGUUUGGGGUAGAUGUAACAGAGAAUACACGGAAAGUUACCCAUGGGUGUAUUGUUUCCACAAUAAAACUUUUUCUACCAGAUGGUAUGGAAGCCCGGCUCCGCUCAGAUGUCAUCCAUGCUCCAUUACCAAGUCCUGUUGACAAAGUUGCUGCUAACACUCCAAGUAUGUAUUCUCAGGAACUAUUCCAACUUUCUCAGUAUCUACAGGAGGCCUUACAUCGGGAACAGAUGUUGGAACAGAAGUUAGCUACACUUCAGCGUCUAUUAGCCAUCACCCAAGAGGCUUCAGAUACCAGUUGGCAGGCUUUAAUAGAUGAAGAUAGACUCUUAUCACGGUUAGAAGUUAUGGGAAAUCAGUUGCAGGCAUGCUCCAAAACUCAAACAGAAGAUAGUUUACGGAAGGAACUUAUAGCAUUGCAAGAAGAUAAACACAGCUAUGAAACAACAGCCAAAGAGUCCCUCAGGCGGGUUCUUCAGGAGAAGAUUGAAGUGGUUAGAAAACUUUCAGAAGUUGAGAGAAGUCUGAGUAAUACUGAAGAUGAAUGUACCCACCUGAAAGAAAUGAAUGAACGGACUCAGGAAGAAUUAAGAGAAUUAGCCAAUAAAUAUAAUGGAGCGGUUAAUGAAAUUAAAGAUUUAUCUGAUAAAUUAAAGGCAGCAGAGGGGAAACAAGAGGAAAUCCAACAGAAGGGACAGGCCGAAAAGAAAGAACUACAGACUAAAAUAGGUGAAAUGGAAGAAAGAGAGCAGGAGCUCCAGGCAAAAAUAGAAGCGUUGCAAGCUGACAAUGACUUCACCAAUGAAAGGCUCACAGCUUUACAAGUACGGUUAGAACAUCUGCAGGAGAAAACUCUUAAAGAAUGCAGCAGCUUAGGGAUACAAGUUGAUGACUUCUUACCUAAAAUAAAUGGGAGCACAGAUAAAGAGCACUUGCUUUCAAAGAGUGGCGAGGACCGCACUUUUAUUCACCAGUUCAUAGAGUACCAGAAGAAGCUGAUUGUCCAGGGGCAUCUAACCAAAGUGGCAGAAGAAUCAAAGCUUUCAAAAGAAAACCAGGCAAGAGCAAAGGAAUCUGACUUAUCAGAUACUCUGAGUCCAAGUAAGGAAAAAAGCAGCGACGACACUACAGACGCCCAGAUGGAUGAGCAAGACCUAAAUGAACCUCUUGCUAAAGUGUCUCUCUUAAAAGAUGACUUGCAGGGUACACAGUCAGAAACUGAGGCCAAACAAGAAAUUCAGCAUCUUCGAAAGGAGUUGAUUGAAGCCCAGGAGCUAGCUAGAGCAAGUAAACAAAAAUGCUUUGAACUUCAAGCACUUUUGGAAGAAGAACGUAAAGCCUAUCGAAAUCAAGUUGAGGAAUCUGCUAAACAAAUACAGGUUCUUCAAGUCCAGCUGCAGAGGCUACACGUGGACAUGGAGAGUCUCCAGGAGGAGAAGGACACUGAAGUCUCCAGCACGAGAGAUAAAUUGCUCAAUGCCCAGGACGAGAUUUUGCUCCUCCAUCAAGCAGCAGCGAAGGCUGCUUCGGAGCGGGACACUGACUUUGCUUCUUUGCAAGAAGAGCUGAGGAAGGUGAGGGCGGAGCUUGAGAACUGGAGGAAAGCAGCGUCCGAGUAUGAGAAAGAGAUCUCCAGUUUACAGAGCAGUUUCCAGCUCCGGUGUCAGCAGUGUGAGGACCAGCAGAGAGAGGAGGCAGCGAGGUUACAAGGUGAACUAGAGCAGUUGAAAGAGGAAUGGAAUCAGUUGGAAACUGAACGCCGUUCUCUAAAAAAGGAGAAUGCUUUGUUGUCAUCAGAACUGCAGCGGCAAGAAAAAGAAUUGCACAAUUCUCAGAAGCAGAGUUUGGAGCUCACUAGUGACCUAAGCAUCCUCCAGAUGACCAAGAAAGAGCUCGAGGACCAGGUGGGAUCCUUGAAAGAGCAACACCUUCGUGACUCAGCUGACUUAAAAACUCUUCUCAGUAAGGCUGAAAACCAAGCAAAGGAUGUUCAGAAAGAGUAUGAAAAGACACAGACUGUACUCUCAGAACUGAAGUUGAAGUUUGAAAUGACUGAGCAGGAAAAGCAGUCGAUCACAGAUGAGCUCAAACAGUGCAAAGACAGCCUGAAGCUGCUGCGGGAGAAAGGAAAUAAUCCCUCCAUAUUACAACCUGUCCCAGCCGUAUUCAUCGGCCUAUUCCUGGCUUUCCUGUUUUGGUGUUUCGGUCCAUUGUGGUAGAGAAAGAAACCCUGGCCCUGGAUGCCCGUGUUGGCGGCCCUGGUUGCGGUGACAGCCAUCGUGCUGUAUGUGCCGGGUCUGGCCAGAGCUUCUCCGUGACAGUGUGUCCUGUGUGUACACCGUCCUCCCUUAGAAGCUGCCUCUCACUCAUGCUGGGGACAAAGCAGAACCAUUUUCUUCCUUUUUACCUCUUAAAACAGCAAAGUGCAAGAAUACAGCUGUAGGGUCAUUGCUUUAACUUAUAUAAAAAUAUAUCUGUCUAUAGAGAGGAUAUAAAGUUGUGAAUUUAUUCGGAUUUUCAUGUCAUUUUUAAAUUAGUAUGUUGAGAUUCUGAAUAUUAUGGUGGCCUAAAGUAGGCUUCUUAGUGCACCAAAUUAUUUAUACCAUAAAUUUAUAGAUAUUUUACUCUGAAUUCUGAUGGCCACACAAUUCAUUUUUUGAUUCGAUAACUACUCAAACCGAACAACCAAUAUAUAUAUGGGAAGAGAGGCCCUGUGUGCUCAGUGCCUAUCAGUUUGAAUAUACACACACACACACACACAUAUAUAUUUUUUUUACGUAUUUACGCCAUUUUUACUUGUUAUAAAACCACUGAGCUAUUGGGAACAAGACUUAGACAAUUGUUUGUGUGAUUUUUUUUUUUUAAAGAAAACACAUUUGGAAAAUUCUGUUAUAAUGAUAAUUUGGGGAAUACAUACAUGCUUGUUCAGCCUUAAUGAGACUUGAAGAUGUGAAGGACAUCAGCUUUGAAAAACUUUCCAUGAGAGCUUGUAUUUUCUUGAGCAAACUGAAAUAUUUCUGGGAGCAAAAAACAUAAUUGCAUAAUUUCAGUGCAAUCAACCAAACUGUUGAGUGAAUUGGAAUGUAACUUAUUAAACCUCAUGUAUUUAAGAAAUGUUUUCUUUAAAAGCCAAGUUACCUUCUCAUAUAAGCAGUUUAGGAAGCAUGAUUUUUUUUCUGUCAUCUGUUCCUCCAAGCAUGUUUAAUUGAAGGAAGAAUUAUAUCUGUUUAGAUAAGCUUUUAUUGACUUAAUUUGGUUAUGAUGUGAAGCUAAUUCACAUUCAAGGUGAACUGAUGUUACCUACCAAGAUUUCUUGCUUGGGUAUACAAAUGUUUUUUUCUUUUUAUUGUUAAUUCGGACAGCCUGUUAAUUAGUAGCACUAUUCCCAGACUGAUAGUGGUCCAUGCACAGUAACACACCUAAGCACUGCUUGACAUUAUAUAUUUAAAACACAGGGAUUAAAGUUUAGCUAUGGUUUUGUUCAGCACCAUAGUGAUGUCAGUAUCCUAAAGCAUCACGUAGUUCAGUUUUCUUCAGUCACUGAAGAUUGGGAGGGGACGUCGGUGAAUUGGCUUGAAUGUUCUAUGAGAAUACCCAGAUCCAGCCAGAUAUCGAGAAUAGAAGUUUAGGAUAUAAUUUUCCUUGUGAUGUUUGGCAGUCAUUGUUUUUACUUUAUAAGUUGUAUUUAAAGCUAUUUGGGAUUGUUGUCAGGAGAAGCACUAGAUUUUUGGAGGAAUUAGCCACAAAUGACUUGUAGAAAAAACUAUCAUAUAGUUCAUUUUACCAUUUUCUGUUGCAGGAAGCCACUCCACCACAGAAUGCUAAUAUGCCAGUGGUACCCAGUACCUCUUGUAUAUAGUUAUUGCAAAUACUGUUCUGAAAUGCAUAACUUCAAAAUUACCUUUUUUAAAGUAAAUAAUUGUUUGAAAUCUAUUUUGUAAAGAUAAAACGUACAAUAGAAUUUCUGGAGUACAGAUUAAACUAUUUGCACUAACACACGUGAUGUGCAUGAUUUAAUAAAAUAACUUUUAUCUCCCUA
Molecule: messenger RNA, 4392 nt
Organism: Mesocricetus auratus (golden hamster)
Lineage: Eukaryota; Metazoa; Chordata; Mammalia; Rodentia; Cricetidae
Gene: Slmap
Product: sarcolemma associated protein
Exons: 24
Coding region: 44-2572 (842 amino acids)
Biological process (GO): single fertilization; regulation of membrane depolarization during cardiac muscle cell action potential; protein localization to plasma membrane
Cellular component (GO): acrosomal membrane
Molecular function (GO): protein binding
Source: RefSeq, a predicted model, not a curated record